Charadrius vociferus (killdeer) is the source of this 307-nucleotide messenger RNA. RefSeq names its product trypsin-like. The record is from RefSeq and is a predicted model, not a curated record. The annotation marks the transcript as partial. NCBI's taxonomy places the organism in Eukaryota, Metazoa, Chordata, Aves, Charadriiformes, Charadriidae. Gene Ontology annotation, molecular function: serine-type endopeptidase activity. Gene Ontology annotation, biological process: proteolysis. The transcript has a single exon.
UCGCAUCCAAGUGCAGCUGGGGAAACAUAACCUGGAACUCACAGAAUCGACAGAGCAGUUCAUUAAUUCAGCUAAAGUCAUCCGCCACCCUGGCUACAGCUCCAUGACACUGGACAAUGACAUCAUGCUCAUCAAGCUUGACGUACCAGCCCAGCUCAACCGAGCUGUCCAAACGGUUCCUCUGCCUACCAGCUGUGUGGCCACAGGCACCACAUGCCUAAUCUCUGGCUGGGGCAACACACUCAGCAAUGGCAGUGAGUACUCUCUGCGAAUGUACAGCAUCACGAGGGACCGGGAGACACUCUAA